AUGAGGAAGAAGACCGCCGGCCGCCAUCGCUCGAAGAUUCUGAGACUACUUCUUGGGGACUCUCCCGGCCAGUCCGGUGGGUUAUUGCCUCCACCUCCCUCAACACCAUCGUCUCCAUCUCCAGCGCUGUUGCCAGUGACCCUAGCAAUACCAGCACUAACGUCGUCAUCCGCUCCUUCGGUGGUCCCACCCUCGGUCCCAGCGCUCCCCUAUCAUGGGGAGGCUAUGGUUGUGAAGGUGGAGCCAACCGAGGAGCCAGUAGUGUCCGCAAGCGCCGAUUCUGCCAUCAGCGAGUCACCCAUCAAGCUCCUAGACUUGCCGGAGUCUAGCACGUCGGCGGCGAAGAAAGUGAUCGAACUCUCUGACGAUGAGUCAGAGGGUUUGGCUGCCCUCGAUGUCCCCACCUCCGCCGUUCCUGCUGAAGCUAGCCCUUCUGCUCCACGCAUCUUCGCCCAUCCAGGCACAAGCGGCGAUGAGGAGUUUGCAAGGGCACUCUUCAUCACCCUCAAUCGUGAGGCCCUCGGCAUCCCCGGCGACGGGGGCCUUGUCGAUCUGGUGAGCGAUGAGGAGGACUACGGGGCAUCCAGCGGCGGCGAGCAAGAAGGUGGCGUGGCCUCAGGCGAGGAGAAGAAGGAGGAGGCCGCGAGCGGCGACGCGUCACCGUUUCAGGCCACCGCAUCUCCUAGUCCUCCACCAAGUGCCUGA
Miscanthus lutarioriparius is the source of this 705-nucleotide messenger RNA. NCBI's taxonomy places the organism in Eukaryota, Viridiplantae, Streptophyta, Magnoliopsida, Poales, Poaceae. The record is from the annotation of a GenBank genome assembly.